This is a messenger RNA of Tachysurus vachellii, 2726 nucleotides long. RefSeq names its product sterol 26-hydroxylase, mitochondrial-like. Gene Ontology annotation, biological process: cortisol metabolic process; C21-steroid hormone biosynthetic process; glucocorticoid biosynthetic process. Lineage: Eukaryota; Metazoa; Chordata; Actinopteri; Siluriformes; Bagridae. Gene Ontology annotation, molecular function: oxidoreductase activity, acting on paired donors, with incorporation or reduction of molecular oxygen; monooxygenase activity; iron ion binding. The record is from RefSeq and is a predicted model, not a curated record. The transcript is spliced from 9 exons. Gene Ontology annotation, cellular component: mitochondrial inner membrane. Bases 93 to 1652 code for a protein of 519 amino acids.
AGAGUUAACAAUCCAGAGGGUUGGUCCUUCCUCGUUCUUCUUACAAAGUGAAACAUGAGCUGUUGUUUGGCUAUUCAGGUCCUACUGUACUAAUGGCAGGACGUCUAGCUCUGCGUUCAGCUGAGGCACCAGCUUUUCGUGUGUUCCUGAGGUCCACCACAACAAGUCUGGACUUAAAGAGAAAUGCAGGAGAAAAUGCAACAUCUUCUCUCCCUCCUGGGAGCAUCAGGACUGAGGCUGACCUCCCUGUGGUCUCUCUUCCCAAAGUACUGUACAGGCUGAUUUUUCAAGGGUAUUACAAUCGCAUGCAUGAGCUGCAGUUAUAUGAGAAGCAGCUUUAUGGCCCCAUUUAUAAAAUAAGAGGUGGGGACAAGCAUACAAUUACACUGAAUAGUGUGGAGCUGCUGGAGGAGCUGAUGAGGAAAGAUGAUAAAUUCCCUACCAGAGGAGACAUGGAACUCUGGACUGAAUACAGAGAUAGGAAUGAUUUGGGUUAUGGACCUCUUACUAAGGAAGGAGAGAAAUGGUACAAACUCCGAUCUGUUCUGAACAAGCGUAUGCUGCAUCCAAAAGACUCUGUAAAGUAUGACAAUGUGGUUAAUGAGGUGGUCACAGAUUUUAUCAAACGGAUAUGCCAUCUACGCAAGACGAGCUCCACUGGAGACCUGGUACCCAACAUAUCCAAUGAGCUGUACCGUUUCAGUCUAGAAGGGAUUUCCCGCAUAUUGUUUGAGACUCGUAUUGGCUGUCUUGAAAAUGAGAUUCCAGCAGAGACUCAAAACUUCAUCAACUCCAUUGCCCAGAUGUUCACUUAUACUAUGGCUGUGAGUCUGUUACCCAAGUGGACUCGAAAUUAUUUGCCAUUCUGGCAGCGUUACACACUUGGUUGGGACGGAAUCUUCAGAUUUGCCGGCAAGUUAAUUGACAGGAAGAUGGAGGACAUUCAGCAGCGCCUGGAUGCAGAUCAGGAAGUUGCAGGAGAAUAUCUCAGCUACUUGCUUUCUAAUACCAACAUGAGUAAGAAGGAUGUAUAUGGCAGCGUUACUGAGCUACUUCUGGCAGGAGUUGACACAACUUCCAACACCAUGAUGUGGGCCUUGUACUUACUGUCACAAGAUCCAAAGGCACAGGAUGCACUGUAUCAGGAAGUUAACAGUGUCAUCAAGGGGGACAAAAUUCCAACAGCUGAGGAUAUAAACAAAAUGCCCUACCUCAAGGCUGUCAUCAAAGAGACUCUAAGAAUGUACCCAGUGGUUCCCAUGAAUGCACGCCUUCUAUCAGAAAAAGACGUGAUUAUCGGAGGACACUUCUUCCCGAAGAAGACCACAUUUAUAAUGCAUCAUUAUGCAAUUGGACAUGAUGAGACGAUAUUUCCUGAACCAAGAGUCUUCAAGCCUGAGCGUUGGUUAAGGGACGGGAGGGAGCGUCCCAGCCCAUUCGGAUCCAUUCCAUUUGGGUUUGGAGUGAGAGGGUGUGUUGGCAAACGUAUCGCUGAACUGGAGAUGCACUUGGCUAUGGCAAGGGUAAUAAAGCUGUUUGAAAUCAAGCUGGAUCCCAAUGUGGGAGACGUCAAAGCACUCAGUCGCAUUGUGCUUGUGGCAGACAAAAUAGUCAAUUUUAAUUUUCUGGAGCGGAAAGAAGUAACCAGUUAAAGCUGCUCUAACAUCCUUACACCCUUUAUAAAAACUAUUUCUAAAGACCCUUUCUCCAAAGAGGUACAUGUGGACAGUGCCAUGGUAUCUCACUGUAGCACCAUGAUCCUGCUAUAUUGUUAAACUAGGCUGCACAGAGACUGUUCUAUCACCUGUAAGGAAUUCAGUCCAAGUCAUUCUAACAAUUUUAUGUAAACUCUAUGAAUUUUAGUUAUUUCUAUUUGUAUGUAAAGACAAUUUAAUUCAAUAAGUAUUUUUCAAAGAAAGCAGCUUUUUCACGUUUUCAGUGUGGAUAGAAAAGACACUAGAUUAUAAAAUAAUAAAUGUAUCAUUGUUAAAAUAUUAUAUAAAAUAUUAUACAAUAUUGUAUUUAAUAUUGAUAUUUUUUAAGACAAUGUACUAUAAACAGUCAUGAACAUAGUGUGAACAGUUUGUUGUGUCUGAGCAUAACAUUAGUUGCCCGUAUACAUUAAUAUAAUAUUACAUACGGUCAAGUCAAUAAGGUUUUAUUGUCAAUUUAAACAAAUAUAGCUGAUGCAGUACAUAACACAAAGCUAAGGACCUAAGUUAGUUAGUCCUAGCCACAUAAAGUGUGUAAAAAAUUACAGAUAAAUGCAAGAUGCACAUCGAAAAGAGCUCAUUCCUAAAAAGGCUUACGUAUCAUAAGGUAAUACGUUUAGAACUCUAAAUGAAUAAACUUGUUUAAAUCGUUAGUAUGGGAGUGGCAGCAGGGCAUCAAGGAUCGCCACUAACAAAGGGUCUACGUGACUGUGAUUACCAUUUAAAGUGACCAUUUGUUUGAUAACAAUUGAAACAAUACCAAGCCAAUGUACAUGUGACCAUGAUAAACAUUUAAAGACAUCAAGCUAGACACCAAGGUGUAUCCCAGCCAUUUGGGAGACACUCAGUUCUUAUGCUCAAUACACAUUCAAAGCGGAACCUCAUUUAAGCUACAAAAAGGGAAAACAGUAUAAAAUGAUUAUGAUUUGUCCUGGGUUCUUACUGACUCCGAUGAACCCAAAAGGCUUCAUAUAUUUUGUCACUGCUACGUUGGAAUAAACUUCUUGUUCUUCA